AUGGCAUAUUUUCACGGAAUGACAAUAGAUGGUGGAGUCCAGCGCUGUUAUCCUGUCUGGUUGAAGUUUGAAGAAUGUUUUAAAGGCUCUUACUAUUAGACAAAAACUGUUUAUAUAAUUAUUUUUAUAAUAAAUAAAUUAUUUUAUUAAUUUUUAUAGAUAUUUCCAAUAAAAAAAUAUAAAAGGGCGUUUUCCUCUGAAAGACUCAAUACAUUUAAAGGUGAGACUGACCCAAUGGAAAUCUGUAGAGACCAGUUUGACGACUAUGCAGAAUGCUAUAGGAGAAGAAAGGAAAAAAGACUGAAUUAUCGCAUUAAAGAAGAGCUGCACAAGUGGAAAGUCUUGGCUAUUCCUCAAUAUAACGAACUCACUGAUUCCUUCGAGCCAGUAAGGCUUCCAGCAGAUCCAGACGCCUAUUUUAACUAG
Messenger RNA from Blepharisma stoltei, 426 nucleotides. The record is from the annotation of a GenBank genome assembly. Lineage: Eukaryota; Ciliophora; Heterotrichea; Heterotrichida; Blepharismidae.